Molecule: messenger RNA, 4941 nt
Organism: Cyclopterus lumpus (lumpfish)
Lineage: Eukaryota; Metazoa; Chordata; Actinopteri; Perciformes; Cyclopteridae
Product: protein bicaudal D homolog 2-like
Exons: 11
Coding region: 358-2850 (830 amino acids)
Biological process (GO): microtubule anchoring at microtubule organizing center; regulation of microtubule cytoskeleton organization; protein localization to organelle
Cellular component (GO): cytosol; Golgi apparatus
Molecular function (GO): dynein complex binding; dynactin binding; cytoskeletal adaptor activity
Source: RefSeq, a predicted model, not a curated record
UGGUACUCCAGCUCCGGCGCGAUUGCUCCGACAAGCCGGGGGAGAGGUGAAGGAAGCGCAGGACCCCUAACGAUGGAGCAAUUUUAGGAGAUAACGACGAGCUCCCCCCCCUCCCUCCCCCCGUCGGAGAUAACAACACAGCGUCAUCUACAUGACCGAAGAAAGCAGAACGGCCACCAGAAACGUAAGCGUAACAAUCAUGCAAUUUAAAUACCGACGAAUUUAAGGCAACCGCUUCACCUUCAAGGUUACACCGCCUGAAGACGCCCCGAACAUCCUCCUCCUCCACCACCCCUCCGCCUCUUGUCGCAGACCAGCCCGGCGCACGUUGGUCUCGAUCGUCCACCGGUGCCGACCAUGUCCAUAGAAGAGCAGGGCUACCCCGACGCGAUGCGGUCGCUGAAGGCCGCGCCGGAGUGGGUGCGGGCGGAGAUCGAGCGUCUCUCCCGGGAGCUGAGCGAGACCACGAACGAGAAGAUCCAGGCGGCGGAGUACGGGCUGGCGGUGCUGGAGGAGAAGCAGCAGCUCAAACAGCAGUACGACGACCUGGAGAUCGAGUACGAGGCCGUCCGGCAGGAGGUGGACCAGCUGAAGGAGGCCUUCGGACAAGCCUACUCCAACCACAGGAAGGUGGCAGCGGACGGGGAGAGCCGCGAGGAGUGUCUCAUCCAGGAGUCGGCCUGUAAGGAGGCCUACUACGAGCAGAGGGUCCUGGAGCUGCAGACCGAGCUCCGCCAGGCGCGCAACAUCCUCACCAAUACCCAGUCUGAGAACGAGCGCCUGAACACCAUCUGCCAGGAGAUGAGAGAGAACAGCCAGAUGGUGGAGCUCCAGAGGAAUCAGCUGCGCGACGACAUCAAGGAGUACAAGUUCCGGGAGGCUCGCCUGCUGCAGGACUACACGGAGCUGGAGGAGGAGAACAUCUCGCUGCAGAAGCAGGUGUCGGCGCUCAAGCAGAGCCAGGUGGAGUUUGAGGGUUUGAAGCACGAGAUCCGUCGUCUGGAGGAGGACACCCAGUUCCUCAACAGCCAGCUGGAGGACGCCAUCCGGCUGAAGGAGAUCGCCGAGCGUCAGCUGGGCGAGGCCGUGGAGACCAUCAAGACCGAGCGCGAGCUGAAGGCGUCCCUGAGGAAAGAGCUCUCCCACUACAUGAGCAUCGGAGACACGCUCUGUCACAGCCCCCUCAGCAUCUCCCUGGACGGACUGAAGUUCGGCGACGACGCCGGCACCGAGCCCAACAACGACGAGGCCCUCCACGGGUACGAGAACGGCUUCGCCAAGCUGGCCAACGCCAUCGCCUGCGACAACCGCAUCCCCGCCGCGCCCGAGAAGGACGAGGCGUUCCAUCCCGCGCCCAGCCUCGUCGACGACCUGCUGAGCGAACUCAACAUCUCGGAGAUCCAGAAGCUCAAACAGCAGCUGAUGCAGAUGGAGCGUGAGAAGGUCAACCUGCUGUCCACCCUGCAGGACUCCCAGAAACAGCUGGAGCAGGCCAACGGCGCUCUGUCCGAGCACCAGGAGAAGGUCAACCGGCUCACGGAGAACCUCGCCGCCAUCCGCAAGCUGCAGGCCAGCAAGGAGCGCCAGUCCGCCUUGGACAACGAGAAGGAGCGCGACAGCAACGAGGACGGAGACUACUACGAGGUGGACAUCAACGGGCCGGAGAUACUGGAGUGCAAGUACAAGGUCGCCGUGUCUGAAGCCGGAGAGCUGAAGGAGGAGCUGAAGACUCUGAAGACUGAAUACCAGGCCUGUCAGUCACGUUACGAAGAGGUGCGCACCCGUCUGGAGAUCGACGUCACGGCGCUGGAGGGGAAGCUGGCGACUCUGGAGAAGACCAGCCACACAGACCGAGUGGAGAAGGCCAAGCUGGAGAAGGAAGUGCGCAAGCUGAGCGACGUGGCAGGCGAGUCCCAGGGCAGCCUGAGCGUGGCGCAGGACGAGCUGGUCACCUUCAGCGAAGAACUGGCCACCCUCUACAACCACGUCUGCAUGUGCAACAACGAGACGCCCAACCGCGUCAUGCUCGACUUCUACAAGGAGGGCAAGGGCGGCCGGAGCAGCCCGGAGGGCCGAGGCCGCCGCUCCCCCAUCCUGCUCACCAAGGGUCUCUUCCCCGAGCCCGGGAGGGCCGACGCCAGCGACGGGGCGCCCUCGCCGGUCUCCUCGCUGCCGUCCCCCGGGUCGGACCACCGCCGCGAGCCCAUGAACAUCUACAACCUGGUGGCCAUCAUCCGGGACCAGAUCAAGCACCUGCAGCUGGCCGUGGACCGCACCACGGAGCUGUCGCGCCAGAGGGUGGCCUCUCUGGAGCUCGGCACCGUGGCGGACAAGGACAAGGAAGCCUGCAUGGAGGAGAUCCUCAAACUGAAAUCUCUGCUGAGCACCAAGAGGGAGCAGAUCGCGACCCUGCGCACCGUCCUCAAGGCCAACAAGCAGACGGCCGAAGUCGCUCUGGCCAACCUGAAGAGCAAGUACGAGAACGAGAAGGCCAUGGUCACCGAGACCAUGAUGAAGCUGAGGAACGAGCUCAAAGCCCUGAAGGAGGACGCCGCCACCUUUUCCUCCCUCCGAGCUAUGUUCGCCACGCGGUGCGACGAGUACGUCACCCAGCUGGACGAGAUGCAGAGGCAGCUGGCUGCGGCGGAGGACGAGAAGAAGACCCUCAACUCCCUGCUGCGCAUGGCCAUCCAGCAGAAGCUGGCCCUGACGCAGCGCCUGGAGGACCUGGAGUUCGACCACGAGCAGAUCCGCCGGGGGGGCAUCGCCAGCCGGGUCAAGGCCCGCAGCAAGGCCACCAGCGCCGCCGCCGCCGCCGCCCACGCCCACGCCCACGCCCACACCCACUAAAUUACGUGACGUGCCAGCGCGAGGUCCGGGUUGGGUUCACUAAUUUGGACUUGGAAGACGAAAAAGAGAUGCUAAACAAAAACAAAAACAAAAACAACACUGAUCUCUAGUCCGAUAAAGUGCUGCAUGCUGCUGCUGCUGCUGGAAGCCAAUUUCUCACGGGGUCCAAUGAACUGUGCAUUAAUAAGUGUGAGUUCUAAACCCUCCAAUGAGAAGCCAGGGGGGGGGGUCACAGGGUCUGGUUUCCAUCUUUUUUUUGUUUAUUGUUUUUUUGUUGUUUUUUUUAAUCUGUGCACUUUUAUUAUAUAGGAUUAUAACAGACUAUUAUUAACCUGUAGUAAAGCGUAGUAGUUCUACGGUUUGUGAGUAAUUCAGCGUAUAUAGGUUAUUUAAAAAAAACUAUACGAUUAUACGUCUGAAAACAAAGGCUCCGCAGACCAUAAACCUGCUAUUAAGACUUCAAUCCUCAAAGACUUUAUCCAUCUAAUAAUCACGUCUUCAAUUGUUUUUGUUACGCCAUACGUUAAGCUGUUUUUCUUUUUGUGUUUUGUUGUACACGUAAAAAAAAAAAAAAGAAAGAAAAGAAAAUCCUGGGUGAUCAAAUCCUGGGUUUUUUCUUUUUUUUCAUGUAUUUAUUAUUCCUAGGAAUAGUUUUAAAAUAACACAAUGAAACUUGACAAACGCUCUGACCCACAUAGGUAUGUUGUGUUUCAGGGGAAAGGGUGUGUGUGUGUGGGGGGUGGGGGGUAUUUGAGUGGUAUGAUAUGCUUUUUCCUCGCUUCUUACCGAGGGCGUUCCACUGAAACGGGAUCACCGGCCGCCCCAGAAUUCUCUGCAAAGUGCGAACAAUUAAAUUCCAAAUUGGAAUUGUUUCAUUCUCUCUCUUGGUUUUUUUUGUGGUUUUUUUUAUCGUGCCAAAUCCUGGCGCACCUUUUUAUUUUUUUUGUUGGGGGGAGGGGGGUUUAGUUCUUCGUUUCUGACCAGUAUAGUGCCUUUUCAUUGUUUCAAGAGAGAAUCGUAGACUAGUAUUUAAUGGGUGUUUUUUUUUUACCUGAUUUUUAUUUAAUUUAUCAGGUUCAAAAAUGACUGUGAGCAGCAAUAAGUGCAAAAGGGAAAUUCCCCCCCCCCCCCCCCGACUUGCACGAGUGAGAUAAAAAAUUAGCUCAAUAAAACUUAAACAUUGUAUUGAAUUCUGCAGGUCAGUGAUCCCACUCAUUAAAUUCAGGGGUAUUAAGAAAAAGGGUUUUAUUUUUUUUUAUUAAAACUUUGGGAACCAAAUGAAAUCCCUUUGGGCCUCCAAAGCAUCGUUAAUGUUCUGGAGUAGAUUUAUUGGAACCAUCUACGCAUCUUUGUUUGGUGAAGGUAAAUGUGAUAUCAAAAAGUAUUGUUGUUUUUUUUCUUCUGUGUCUAAUUUUAAGUUUUUGUUUGUUUUUUGUUUUUUUAAUUAUUAUUAUUGAUUUUUUUUUUUUUUUUACAUUUUUGAGCAUUAUGUUUUCAGGAAACAGAAAACAAAGAAAAAUAAGCAUCAACAAGCUUGAAUAGUGCCAUUACAGCCAAUGCUUGUUUGUUGAGGCGUUUUAAAAAGUUACCCCGACACGGACGGGAAGAAGAGAGGAAAACAAAAGUGCAAUUCAGGUAAAGUUUUACAUUUUCAAUAAGAGGAAAAACGACGUUUUCUGUUUGCUGGAAGCCACAGUGAGCGUUGUGACAACACAAUUAGCUGUGCGAAACUUUAUAUUGUCAUAUUGUGUGUUUUUUUUCAGUAUUGAUCCAUAAAUGAGUUUGAUAUCUUUUUUUUUUUUUAUAUGAAAUAACGACUUCACCACGUACGUUGGGUAUUUAUUUGAAUUGUCAUGCAGUACUGUAUUCUUAUCAAUAAUGUGCAUUAUGAUUAGUGGCAUAUAUUGAUUGCAGCUAAAUGUCAUAUGCAUGUUUUCCCCCAGUCAUGGGACCUUUACACAGAAGUGAAAAACAAACACGUAAAAACUUUUUUGAACCAGGGUGUUGAAAAGAAAAAAAAAUGAAAUGGAAUAAAACACAAAAGUUAAGUCCGACGUAUUACUGCUGAACUAACCCAAUGAAAGUGUGUUG